GGCGGGGGCAGAGGCCGGGGAGGAGCGAAGGGGCCUAGAGGGCUCCGCGAAAACUGUGUGGCACUGGCGCCGGUCGGAGAGGCAUCCGGGUUGGACCGGCCCGAGUCGGAGCUCUGUUCCCAGCACAGCCCGAGGAGGCAGCCUAGAGGGCGGACGGACCGACGGCAGGGAGGGCCAGCAUGUCCCUGCUGCUGCACCCCGCCCUGCCGCUGCUCCUAGGAGCCACGCUGACCUUCCGAGCACUCCGGCGCGCGCUGCGGCGCCUGCCCCUGCCCGCUCACGUGCGAGCGGACCCCUUGCGCACCUGGCGCUGGCACAACCUGCUUGUCUCCUUCGCCCACUCCAUUGUAUCGGGGAUCUGGGCGCUGCUGUGUGUGUGGCAGACCCCCGAGAUGCUGGUGGAAAUCGAGACGGCGUGGUCGCUUUCUGGCUAUUUGCUCGUUUGCUUCUCUGCAGGGUAUUUCAUCCACGACACAGUGGACAUCGUGGUCAGUGGUCAGACGCGAGCUUCUUGGGAAUACCUUGUCCAUCACGUCAUGGCCAUGGGCGCCUUCUUCGCAGGCAUCUUUUGGAGCAGCUUUGUCGGUGGGGGUGUCCUGACACUCCUGGUGGAGGUCAGCAACAUCUUCCUCACCAUCCGCAUGAUGAUGAAGAUCAACAACGCGCAGAGCCACCCCCUCUACCGGGUCAAUAAGUAUGUCAACUUGGUCAUGUACUUCCUCUUCCGCCUGGCCCCCCAGGCCUACCUCACCAAGUUCUUCCUGCGCUACCUGGGCCAGAGGACCCUGGGCAGCUUCCUGCUGGUCACCCUGCUCCUGCUCGACUUGAUGAUCCUCAUUUACUUCUCACGCCUCCUGCGCUCAGACUUCUGCCCUGAGCGUGCCCCCAAGGGGCAGCACAAAGACAAGUUCUUGACGGAGUGAGACCCAGAGCCUGCCACUUGUGGCAAGGGCAGCAGAUACAGCCAAUAGAAACCACCUGACCGGCAGUGGGACUCGGCCCCAGGACACCCAGGCCUCUCUACCUUGAACCUGCACCCACUAUUGAAAACACUAAUGAAAGCA
This is a messenger RNA of Oryctolagus cuniculus (rabbit), 1064 nucleotides long. RefSeq names its product TLC domain containing 1 (gene TLCD1). Gene Ontology annotation, cellular component: plasma membrane. Lineage: Eukaryota; Metazoa; Chordata; Mammalia; Lagomorpha; Leporidae. Gene Ontology annotation, biological process: phospholipid homeostasis; membrane assembly; plasma membrane organization. The record is from RefSeq and is a predicted model, not a curated record.